Messenger RNA from Cuscuta epithymum, 2217 nucleotides. The record is from the annotation of a GenBank genome assembly. NCBI's taxonomy places the organism in Eukaryota, Viridiplantae, Streptophyta, Magnoliopsida, Solanales, Convolvulaceae.
GCCUAUUUUGCAAAAACAGGGCAUAUUGGGCGAUAAGGAACGCUGUCGUUUGGUUGCAAUUGACGAUUUGGCUGCCUCUUCGCCGGCAAGCCGGUAACCUCCCUGUGAACUCCAAAACCCAGGCCUAACAUGAUCUUCUAAAGUCUAAAGAGACUACAAACGCUUUCGUCAUGUUUUCUCCGGCCGCCAGUCUCCACCGUGCAGCCACAGUUCCCCGCAUUAUAAAUCUUAAGCCCUCCAAACGGUCUUUAUUAAAUCACAAGUUACCGCCGCGCUCAGCCAACCAGAGCUUCUCUCAGUGCUUUACUGUUAAAAGUUGCGAAUGCUCAUCUCGGAGAUUCCAAUUGUCCCCAAUUAAAGCUUCUCCGAACGAUUCUCGACCUGUUGGUAGCGGUCCUUUCGUAGAAGGAGAAGGAGGGCAGGAACCGAGUUUCAUGGAGUUCAUUACUUCAGAGAGACUGAAAGUGGUGGCUAUGUUAGCAUUGUCUCUGGCUUUAUGUAACGCCGACAGGGUGGUAAUGUCCGUGGCUAUUGUUCCCAUAUCAGUAUCUUAUGGUUGGCGUCAAUCAUUCGCCGGCAUUGUUCAGUCAUCUUUUCUAUGGGGUUACCUGAUAUCGCCAAUUGCCGGAGGGACGCUGGUGGAUUAUUUUGGCGGAAAGGUAGUUUUAACAUGGGGUGUGACACUAUGGUCUUUAGCAACUUUCCUAACUCCUUGGUCUGUUGGUGUUUCCUUGUGGGCACUACUUUUUAUGCGGAUGUUGCUUGGCAUAGCAGAAGGUGUAGCUCUUCCCUGCAUGAACAGUAUGAUUGCAAGAUGGUUUCCUCGGACAGAACGAUCAAGGGCUGUAGCGCUUGCAAUGGCUGGGUUUCAGCUUGGAAGUGCUAUUGGGCUCACACUUUCUCCAAUUCUCAUGUCACAAGGUGGUCUAUUUGGACCAUUUGUCAUAUUUGGUCUAUCUGGCUUACUUUGGGUCUUGGUUUGGGUAUCUGCAAUUUCCAGUACACCUGAGCAGAGCAAUCAAAUUUCAGCACAAGAACUGUGUUACAUACAGCACAAUGGGCUCAACCAUUCUGCAUUUAACAGUAAAAUGAAAACCGCCAAAGUGAUCCCACCUUUCAGGCGCCUGCUAUCUAAGCCACCAACAUGGUCUCUAAUUGUUGCAAAUUGCAUGCAUAGCUGGGGAUUUUUCGUCAUACUUUCGUGGAUGCCAAUUUACUUCAGAACUAUAUACCGUGUUGAUCUCAGACAAGCAGCGUGGUUUAGUGCGGUCCCGUGGAGUAUGAUGGCAUUAAUGGGCUAUGUUGCUGGUGUUUUAUCUGAUUGGAUGAUCCAAAACGGUAAAAGCAUUACAGUAACGCGCAAAGUCAUGCAAUCAAUUGGGUUCUUUGGGCCCGGGGUUGCUCUUGUUGGUUUAACUACGGCUCCAACUCCAACAAUAGCAUCAGCUUGGCUUACUUUAGCUGUUGGGUUGAAAGCAUUCAGUCACUGUGGUUUCCUGGUAAACCUUCAGGAAAUCGCCCCCCAAUAUUCAGGUGUUCUGCAUGGUAUGUCAAACACUGCUGGUACACUUGCCGCCAUAAUAGGAACUGUUGGUGCUGGCUUCUUCGUCGAGUUAGUUGGUUCUUUCAAAGGAUUUUUAGUGCUCACAUCUUUUCUCUAUUUUUGUGCUGCUAUCUUCUACAAUGUCUUUUCUACAGGAGAGAGGGUUAACUUUGAUGACACCUCUUAGGCAGACCACCUUAAACAGUGUAAAAAUGUAAAAAAAUACUUCAGUCGUGGACAGCAAAGUUUGUCCGAUAAGGGUUGUGGAUUUUAAGACCAAUUUUUCAACAUGGAAAGCUGGAAAUAAGGAUGUAUAGAACCAUUGAAUAGGUAGAGGCACUGUUCUAAAAGUCGCUCUAGGCGCCCGACUAGUCCCUGCCUAGGCGCUAGGCGGUGGUCGGGCACCCCGAUUUUUGUCUAGGCGCUCCGACUAAUUGGUUUGACGCUUAGGUGAAUUAGUCGGCCGCCUAUGGCGCCUAGUUGCCCGCCCAAAGUGCCUAAUCUCCGCCUAGGGUGUCUAGAUUCAUCAAACAAUUUUUUAUUUUUAUUUUUCUUUUUGUAAGAGAUAUAUGUACCUUUAACUUUAAUCACGGAUAUGAAGAAAGAUACUUGUAAAGUAAGAUAAAAACUAUAUAUGUUUGUAUAUAUAUAUACAUAAAUUUGUAUUAUUUUUU